This is a messenger RNA of Nezara viridula (southern green stink bug), 897 nucleotides long. The record is from the annotation of a GenBank genome assembly. NCBI's taxonomy places the organism in Eukaryota, Metazoa, Arthropoda, Insecta, Hemiptera, Pentatomidae.
AUGACCGAGUCCUGCUUCUGUGGGGCCAAGUUCGAAAUAAUCAAGAGGCAUUAUGGUUUGUCUGAGGAAGAUUUCACAAAACAUGUUCAAAAGCUUUACGAAUGGCUUAUUACUCAACCCCACCUUCCUCAUGAUGUCGAUUAUAUUACUCUGCAAAAGUUUGUGGUCAAUGCAAAGUUCUUACAAGAUAAAGCAGAAAAGAAGUUGGAUGCAUAUUUUACUGUAAGGAGGCUUGUACCAUACGUUUUCUCAAACAGAGAUCCUUUCUGUCCUGAGAUCAAACAGUGUAACGCCUGCAUAUAUUUAGGAUUUCUGCCAGGUUUGACUAAAUCUGGCGCGAGGUGCAUCAUAAUUCGUCUAAGGGACACCAAUCCAGAGAAUUUCAAUUUCAUUUCCUUCCUAAGAAGAUGGUACUUCCUCAUGGACAUAUGGCUGCGGGAAGACAACUUCGUCCAUAAGAUCAAUAUUAUCGUGGAUUCCGCUGAGAGCACCGUACGCCAUAUGGUCAAAAUAUCUCCCAAAAAAGUGAAAGAAAGCUCAGUAUGCUAUCAGAAUGUCUACCCCAUCGGGUUGGAAAGUGUAGUAUUUUUAAAUGCAUGUCCAUUGGUAAAAGUUGUGCUUGAAAAAGUGCUGAAACCCAUGUUGAAGGAAAAAAUAUCCAGAAAGUUCUUUGUCUAUGCCGACUCUGAAGCAAACUUUAUCAAAGGUAUGACUAAAUCCAUGCUUCCGAAAGAAUAUGGUGGGGAUGGCCCAACGCUUGAAGAAUUAAACGAUAGAUGGAUAGCCGAAAUGAACAGAAACAGAGAAUGGCUUAUGGGCCAAGGCAGCAUUCUUCCUGAUGAGACCAAACGUAAAAAAGAUGAUACGUCUGGGUCUAGCGGAUGCAUCCUGAUGUAG